AUGCUCUGGUUCAGGAAACAAUCGAUUCUCAAACCCUCACUGACCCCUUCAUUGAUUUUCAAGGUCGCACUCCUCUGCUAUCUCUCGUAUACCGAAUCUGCUCCCUUGGAAUCCCGUGUCGAUCAAGCACAACUCGAACUCGGGGAGGAAGAAGUCCGGGAGGGAAACAUCAUCCCAGGCGAGGAUGGUGCUCGGUUCACAGCUCAGAGCAAUAGAUUCGGAUACAAAAUCAUCGAUAAGUAUGGGAAUAAGCAGAUUCGAGAGGAGGAAGCCGACGCGUAUAACAACCGGAAAGGCUACUAUUCGUUCAUUGAUCACAACGGGAAACAUCGUAAGGUAGAGUAUGUCGCCGACAGGCACGGAUUCCAUGCCACCAUUAAAACAAACGAACCUGGGACCGCCCCCAGUCACCCGGCCGGGGCACAAACCAUUGCUCACUCGCAAAACCAAGUUGCUCCUGAGAGCAAUCGAUGGAGCUUCAUCGAAACGCCAACGAGGCCAUCUCCUACGACGACACGACCCGUCGCCGAACCUCAUUCCGUCUCCGAGGGCCACGACGGGAUCUCGACUCACAGAGCAUCGAUAGCUCACAUCGCUCAUGCUGGAAAGACGAUAGCUGUCACCAUGCCGUUAGAGGUGAUAACCCCGAGGCGGUCCGCUCCUGCGCUUGAACGGAAAAAGGACGUCGAUAUCCGACCCGUCAGCCUAUUCGUGCCCGGUCAUGCGAGUCUGAGAUCUCAUUCUGGGUCGGUAUCUCACUAUAGCUUCAAAUGGUGA
Galendromus occidentalis (western predatory mite) is the source of this 777-nucleotide messenger RNA. RefSeq lists its product as uncharacterized. The transcript has 2 exons. Lineage: Eukaryota; Metazoa; Arthropoda; Arachnida; Mesostigmata; Phytoseiidae. The record is from RefSeq and is a predicted model, not a curated record. Bases 1 to 777 code for a protein of 258 amino acids.